Aspergillus puulaauensis is the source of this 1572-nucleotide messenger RNA. RefSeq lists its product as uncharacterized. The coding region runs from base 1 to 1572 and encodes 523 amino acids. The transcript has a single exon. The record is from RefSeq and is a predicted model, not a curated record. Lineage: Eukaryota; Fungi; Ascomycota; Eurotiomycetes; Eurotiales; Aspergillaceae.
AUGUUCGUCUCUGUAGUGCUCACAUCUCUACUAGGGCUGACCCAGGCAUCGCCAUGGUGCAACAUCAAGCUAGCCCGGAAAAUACACAACGUCGAAAUCCUAUCUAUAAGCACUACCUAUGUGCAGAACUACACCUCAGACGACCUCUCCAGCAUUGCCCCAACAAACGUCUCUGCCAUAGACUUCUGCAAUGUCACAGUGACUCUGACUCACCCUCACGAAGACGACUUCGUGGUCAUGUCAAUCUGGCUCCCUCCAGCCGAAAGAUGGAACGGAAACUAUCUCGCCACCGGCGGAGGCGGCCUCAUCGCAGGGUAUUUCGCAUCGAGCCAGGGUCCAGGGGUAGCCCUAGGCUACGCAACAGCCUCAACCGACGCAGGUCUGGCCCACGACACAGUGAACCAAACGCAGGGAUCAUGGGCACUUAAACGCGAUGGCUCGCCAAAUACAGCUCUACUCACCAAUUUCGCAUAUCGAUCGAUCCAUGAUAUGAAUGUCCUUGGUAAAGCCAUUCUCCGGGAGUAUUAUGGGGCUGGGCAUCGCUAUUCGUACUAUCAUGGCUGCUCUACUGGCGGGCGCCAGGGAUACCUGUCUGCCAUGUACUAUCCGGACGACUUCGAUGGGAUUCUGGCUAUUUCUCCGGCAAUCCAUACCCCUGAGGCAUCUCCGGCGGACUUUUGGCCGUCGGUUGUCAUGGGGAACUCGGUUGCUCCUCCGCAGUGUGUGUUUAACGCCUACGAAGCUGCCAUAGUCGCUGCUUGCGACUAUAUCGACGGAGCCGUGGACGGCCUGAUAUCCACAUACAAUCCAGACGUAUGCGACUUCGACCCGACAACGCUUGUUGGGAAGUCUAUCGACUGCAGCGAUACGAAUACAACAAUAACCAUCACUCCAGCCGACGCAGACAUCGUCCGUAAAUGCCUGCGAGGACCAACAGACGAGAACGGAGAAAGGCUGUGGUAUGGAAUUCCCCCAGGAGCCAGUUUCAGCGGGCUUGCAAACACGGCCAUAGUCAACGGCACAGUCGUCGCAAAGCCCUUCGAGGCCGCUGAGGCUUGGAUCAAAUACUUCAUCUUCCAGGAUGCGGAUUACCCUGCUGCGAGCAUGACGUACCGAGAUUUUGCAGACGCAUUUUCUCUCUCUGUUGAGAAAUUCUCUCCCCAGUUUGGAACACCACAUCCGGAUCUCGACGGAUUCCGCAAAACCGGUGCGAAGUUACUCACCUGGCAUAGUCUGGCAGAUGAGUAUAUACCACCAGCUGGAACGACUCAGUUCUACGAUACUGUUCUCGAGGAAAUGGGCGAAAAAGUAGACGUGGGCCAGUUCUACCGCGUGUUUCUGGCACCCGGGGCAGCGCACUGUAGCGGUGGAUAUGGGCCGGUACCGACGGAUCCAUGGGGAGCUCUGACGUCCUGGGUUGAAAAUGCCAACGCUCCAGAGUAUUUACUUGCGUCGACUGUGGAUGUAAGUGGAAAGACUGUGUCGCGCAACUUGUGUCCGUAUCCUUCAAGCCUUGUGUAUCGGGGAGGAGAUAUGGACGAGGCGAGCAGCUUUGCAUGCGAAGCUCCUUGA